Phycomyces blakesleeanus NRRL 1555(-) is the source of this 405-nucleotide messenger RNA. RefSeq lists its product as hypothetical. Lineage: Eukaryota; Fungi; Mucoromycota; Mucoromycetes; Mucorales; Phycomycetaceae. Bases 1 to 405 code for a protein of 134 amino acids. The transcript is spliced from 2 exons. The record is from RefSeq and is a predicted model, not a curated record.
AUGCACAUUCUCUUGGAUACAGUCUGUGAACGAGCAAGUUUCAAUCUCUCCAAGAAGGCUCUCCCGAUCCAGCAAACGAAACCAGAGGUGAACAUAACUUCAACACUUACAUUUAUUGCAUCUAUAGCAUCUGCCACGACUACUCCGCUGGCAGAUAUGCAAAAGAAAACUGUGUUUUUGCUUGCCAUGACAGCCUUUUUUUGUCCUUCAGACUUGUCUCGCUUGCAAUUGAGUUCAGCACAGAUACACCCACACACUGAAACACUUACUUUUGACGGGAAGUCGCCCAAGGAAAGACGCAAGCGACGCCGCAUUAUCAAGAUCAUUCGGGUACAGCGCCACAGCACCCAUUCUCUUUGCCCUGUCCUAGCAUUUGCACACUACGUGACCAUCCAAAAGCGAUAG